Nakaseomyces glabratus is the source of this 1050-nucleotide messenger RNA. RefSeq names its product PIR1 (gene PIR1). Gene Ontology annotation, molecular function: structural constituent of cell wall. Lineage: Eukaryota; Fungi; Ascomycota; Saccharomycetes; Saccharomycetales; Saccharomycetaceae. Gene Ontology annotation, cellular component: fungal-type cell wall. The record is from RefSeq and is a predicted model, not a curated record. Gene Ontology annotation, biological process: fungal-type cell wall organization.
AUGCAAUACAAAAAGACUCUAGCCGCUUCCGCUUUGGCUACUUCCGCCUUGGCCGCUUACGUUCCAGGUAAGCCAUGGUCCACCUUGACCCCAUCCGCCACUUUCAAGGGUGGUAUUACCGACUACGCCUCCACCUUCGGUAUCGCUGUCCAACCUAUCGCUACCCCAGCUUCUGUUGCCAAGAGAGCUGUCUCUCAAAUCGGUGACGGUCAAGUUCAAGCUACCACCAAGACCACAUCUACUCUAGCUCCAAAGGCCCCAAUCUCUCAAAUUGGUGAUGGUCAAAUUCAAGCCACUACCAAGACACAAGCUGCUCCAGUUUCUCAAAUCGGUGACGGUCAAAUCCAAGCUACCACUAAGACUAAGGCUGCUCCAGUUUCUCAAAUCGGUGAUGGUCAAAUCCAAGCUACUACCAAGACACAAGCUGCUCCAGUUUCUCAAAUCGGUGACGGUCAAAUUCAAGCUACUACCAAGACACAAGCUGCUCCAGUUUCUCAAAUCGGUGACGGUCAAAUUCAAGCCACUACCAAGACACAAGCUGCUCCAGUUUCUCAAAUUGGUGACGGCCAAAUCCAAGCUACUACCAAGACUAAGGCCACUGGUGUCUCUCAAAUUGGUGAUGGCCAAAUCCAAGCUACCAAGACUGGCUCUACCACUCCAUCUCAACCACCAAUGAACAACUCCACCAUUCCAGUUCCAAACAACAACGCUACUCUACCAGUUAACGCUAAGGACCCAGUUAGAGCUGAAUCUUGUAAGGUUGACGGUACUCUAGAAAUGAACUUGAAGGGUGGUAUCUUGACCGAUGGUAAGGGUAGAAUCGGUUCCAUUGUUGCUAACAGACAAUUCCAAUUCGAUGGUCCACCACCACAAGCUGGUGCCAUCUUUGCUGCUGGUUGGUCUUUGACUCCAGAAGGUAACUUGGCUAUUGGUGACAACGAUGUCUUCUACCAAUGUCUAUCCGGUAACUUCUACAACUUGUACGACCAACACAUUGGUUCUCAAUGUACUCCAGUGCAUUUGUCCGCCAUUGACUUGAUUAAGUGUUAA